Alternaria rosae is the source of this 2194-nucleotide messenger RNA. RefSeq lists its product as uncharacterized. The record is from RefSeq and is a predicted model, not a curated record. Lineage: Eukaryota; Fungi; Ascomycota; Dothideomycetes; Pleosporales; Pleosporaceae. The transcript is spliced from 3 exons. Bases 246 to 1769 code for a protein of 507 amino acids.
GAUCAGGUGGUUGCGCCUCAACAAACACCACGACGAGACUGUUUGCGCAGUCACGUAGAGAGGACAAGACCCAUGACAAAAUCAAACGUCAUAUCAAGUCCUCAAAGGUAAAUCUGGUCAGUGAAGCGUCGACGCGUUUGGACGUGGGCGAACUCACCUUCACUGUGACCUUCGCUUAGCAAAGCGCGACGACGGCCAUAACACUCCGCAACUCGUUCCUCUCCCACUCACUCCACUUCCCACAGAUGUCAUCUGGAACACCAAAAGAAGCGCCUGCCAUCGCUAAAGACACUGAAAUGGCUCGCCUCAGCGUUUCCGCUAACGCGACACCAAAGACCGAUCGCAAGCCGAGCCGCUUCCGCGGACUUUUCAGACAACAAUCCAGCUCGAACGCAUCAUCCAGUCCCGCUACCUUACAGAAGUCGCCCCCGCCCGUCGCUUCCAGCCCGUUGGCGUCGCCAUAUGUGCGCCCAGGAUACGAACAGAUUGGUCUACUACCCAGCGAGCAGUCCGUGCACAGCCUACAGGAACUUGGUGAGACCGAGUCUGGCGACGAUGAGACGAUUGGUUCUACAGCAGUUGCAAAGUCUUAUCUAGGCGCGAAGGACAACACUCCGAUACGCGAUGCUGGCCGUGGGUCGAGCAGCAACAGUGUAAGACGCUCGCAUGCUGGUCUACUGUCGGAGUCGCAAAUCGAGCGUCUCUUGAAGAAACCGCCCUCCUUCCCUCAUUCAGCUCAUAGCGCCUCUCCGAAACGACAUGUCGGGGGAACAGACCGUAAUUGUGUUGGAUCCGAGGUCGCCAAAAGCCAGGAUAUGUCUCCACGUGCAGCUGGUAAUGCAGACAAGCAAAGCGGGCUGUUAUUGGGUUCUUCCCACAAGAUCGCAGAGACCAUGAACAACGAGAACAGCAGCCAUAUCUCAGAUGCAAGCAUCACGGACUCCGCAACGUGUGAGACACUGCCUAACAUCCCUAGUUAUCCCCAGCACGGCGGCCCAGUAGAAGACCCCAGCCUGGAACACUACAAGACGACCAGCAUCACGCGCACGAACGACUUCCUCAAGACUGCUCGUAUUUCGCCGCGGAUCCCACGUUCCUUCGAGACUGCUGACGAGCACGAUCAUAAAACGCUUUUGGAUGAAGACGAACCUAGCCCCCGCAAGUCUUUCGCGUCUAACAUCUUCGACGACAGUUCGCCCAGUCAAGGCAUCCGCGAGUAUGUCACCAGCAAGAUCGCCGAAGCACUAGCCGAACACAACCGGGAGUGUCAAGACGGUAAUGCUACGGUCAGCAACGUCAACCCGUCGAACCUCAUCGUCAAGAUCGAUACGACUGGUCUUGCCAGGGCAACUACCUCUGAGGGAUUGACGAUGGACGAGAGGAAGAUCGGUGACUUCCCGGAGCGUUUUACCAUCGGUCCUUUCGAGGUCGGGAAUGCGCGUCUUGAAAGGGAUGCUCAAUUCAGCAUAAUGGCUAUCCAUGCGGUCACCUUGCUCUGCGCAUCUCUUCGAGGACCCAAGAGUCUACUCCUUGCUCUCUGGAACAUGGCGAUCAUUCUUGGAAUCUACGCCGCUGUGCUGCGUCAGUUGCGUUGGACUGAGGAUUUCGAGCGCGAUGUACUUCUAGCGCCUGUGUGCUUCGCCGCGAGUGUGAUCGCUAGUGUAUGCGAACAGCUACUAGGCCAGAUGCGCAUGAUGAUGGUUGAGGUGCUCGCUGAAGCCUUGGAACGCGUCGCUCGAGGCUGCGAUAUGCAAGUGCACACCGAGUAGAUGUCUUGAGACAGCAUGGCGAUACUUGAUGUAUCGAUUGGUAGCGGUUGAAAGCAUAGCCGCAGCUAAGGCUGAUAGCUCCAUGAAUGGAGAUACAAUAUGACCCUUUGAUGCCUUUGCAGAUAGUGAUGUGAUGAGGACAUGAGAGAAGCCGCAGGUUAGACCCUGCAGAUGAUGACGCCCGCAUACAUGUCAUAGCUCGACAUCAAUAACUGAACCGAGCGCUGCUUCGUUGCGCAAGACCUCAACCGCAUAUUCGCGGUUGGACGUCCAGUAGGCACAGUCUCAGCUUUUCGCCAUGACGCGCUUUGGUUUUCCUGAGUAACGCAUCUACAUCAGCUGCGGACUUGCCGACACAGCGUAAACCAAACCCUAACAGUUGAUAUAAGAUUCCAGCUCGCGGUCAUCAAAUCAAGUGACUAUGG